AUGGGAGACGGGCAGCGGCUCGUCUUAGAGAAGCAGCUGAUAGCUCGCGUGCAGGAGCGCUGCAAGCACAACAUGAGCGAGAUAUUUGACUGCGCGGACCUGCUGGGGACGGAUUCACGUGGCGCGUUCCGCAGACUCGACACACUCGUAGUGUUGUUCGGGAUAGACGGAGGAGAGUCGCCGCUCUACAUCCUCGAUCUGAUAGACGCCUUCAUUUACGCGCUACGCGCACACUUCGGAACACCUGACCAGCUGGUGGAACGUGCUUUCGCGCUGCGCCUGGACGAGGUGUCGCACUUGCUGGACGAGAUGGUGCAGGGCGGGUUGGUGCUCGAGGCAGAGCCUGACGAGGCGGUGGCUCACCUGAGGGCCCAGUUGGACAGCGGCCCGGCAAGAAGCCAGUCUUCGUCAGUAAGCUGCUUCCUCUCGGAUCUCGCCACGAAGCUCCGCAAGUGA
Molecule: messenger RNA, 456 nt
Organism: Schistocerca nitens (vagrant locust)
Lineage: Eukaryota; Metazoa; Arthropoda; Insecta; Orthoptera; Acrididae
Product: AP-3 complex subunit sigma-like
Exons: 1
Coding region: 1-456 (151 amino acids)
Source: RefSeq, a predicted model, not a curated record